Cheilinus undulatus (humphead wrasse) is the source of this 1383-nucleotide messenger RNA. RefSeq names its product RNA pseudouridine synthase D4 (gene rpusd4). The record is from RefSeq and is a predicted model, not a curated record. NCBI's taxonomy places the organism in Eukaryota, Metazoa, Chordata, Actinopteri, Labriformes, Labridae. The transcript has 7 exons. Gene Ontology annotation, molecular function: RNA binding; pseudouridine synthase activity. Gene Ontology annotation, biological process: pseudouridine synthesis. The coding region runs from base 84 to 1232 and encodes 382 amino acids.
ACACAGGAAGUGCAUCAACUACAUGCAUGUGUUUCUGAUGGGUGAUUGCUCUGAAAGCUGUAAAUUUCUAACAAAUCCUCACCAUGAACAACGGGGCGAGGAUUUCACGUACAAAAUGGAAACUCGGUCUGAACAAAAUCUUCGGACAGAAGACGAACUGUCGCCGGUGCCCAGAGGCAGCACCCUUUCUCAGCCGGAGCCAGACCGCCGCCGUUAAACCCUCCCCGAGCUCGGACUCAGGGGAGAAACCCCAGCUAAGAGCCAUCGACCUGGCCCGGAAGGUCCAGCAGGAGAAGGCGAAGCAGCCCCCAGUGGAGGCUCCGGUGUCCGGUCAGCAGAAGAGGGUAACGGAGCUGAAACGGUUCAGUCAGCAGCUACAACACGUUCAUCCCAACGUCCUGGCCAAACAUCUCCACAGAAGCGUGCUGUACCAGGAUAAAGAUGUGGUUGUUGUCAACAAACCCUAUGGCGUUCCUGUCAGAGAGGACUCUGGGAUCACAUCAAUCUCCUCAGUGCUCCCUGUUCUCUCUAAAAUGAUGGAUGGCAUGAAGAUCAGUUCUGAUUCUCAGUUGCUCCCCUGUCUGGGACUGGAGAAGGAAACAUCAGGAGCUCUCCUGCUGGCCAGGAGGGAGGAAGUUGUAGAGCACAUACUAAAUCUUUACAGAAAUAACCAAGUGCAGAGAAAGUACUGGGUCAUCACAGUCGGUGUCCCUGUUCCAUCUGAAGGAGUGAUUGACAUACCCCUGGUAGAGAGAGCGGUCACAGGCUCUCAGCCACACUACAAGAUGGCUCUAAGUCCUCUGUUCAGAAUGAAUGAUGCAGGCAACGGUGUAACCAAAGUCCGUGCCAACCGGCAAGCUCACCCCGCAGUGACCAAGUACAGAGUCAUCGACAGCAGCAAUGGUUGCAGCCUUGUAGAGCUUCAACCUCUUACCAGAGUGAAGCACCAGAUGAGGGUUCACAUGGCCUACACUCUGUCAUGCUCUGUUCUUGGUGACCACAAAUACUCACACUGGAGCAAGCUGGCACCCCAGAAAUUACCUGAACGUGUCUUGGAAAAACUUGGACUGGAACAGAGCAAGAUCCGGUACCUUCCUCUUCAUUUGCUUGCCCGACAGCUGACACUGCCAGGAAUACGCCAAGACGAGAUCAACGUGUCAUGCCCCCUACCUAAAUACUUCACACAAACAUUGAACAGACUGCAGUUAACACUACCUGAUAAGACUGGCUGAAUAACCACCUCUUGGCUUUUUUCUCUCUUCGAGUCUUUGCACUUCAACUGAUGUCUAAAUGUCAUAGGCAUUAGCUGUGAAGAACUGUUUUCAUAUAGAAUAGAAUGUGGCUGCAACUUAACUCAUUUAAGUAAUAAAAUUUUGAAAAAGA